AGAACAAACCUCUCAGACUUGUGGCUUCACCGAUCCAUCCCACUUCCACACUUCACACGUAAAUACUGACGUACGAGCUCUCGCCAGUUUCGUCUGAAACGACACAUAACGUGAAAGAGACGGCGGAAGAGAGAGAGAGAGAGAGAGAGAGAGAGAGAGAGAGAGAGAGAGAGAGAGAGAGAGAGAGAGAGAGAGAGAGACGUCGCUACUGUACAUUCAGCUCGAAACCGUUUCUUAUAGCUUUGCUGCACAAAUUAAAAACAGGCACAUGAUAACCGAAGGACUAUUUUUCUCUCUGCGGAUUGUUUUGUGUUUGCACGCUUUCUGUAGGAUGUAAGCUUAAGCUUGUGGUUCAUUAAGAUGAGACUGAUGAACGGUUUGCGCCGUCACUCUUCUGCGCUAUGAAGGAUGCAGAAUGCUUUGAUGCCGAAUCUGUGAGGGUUUAAGAGAAGGUGGCUGACAGCGAGGACUUAAACUGGAAUUGCGUUAUUCUUAGCCCCUGCUUCAUUCUAAUGCUCUUUUACAACCUGGGUGGAUUCAACGUUAAGAAGGAAUGAGCAUGAGACAGAAGCCUCCUGUUCAAGAUUGUUUCAAAUGAUGAAAGUGAAUUGUCUUGUCCUGACAUGCCUAGAAUGACUUCCUGAAUCUGCUUAAGUAGUGAGGCACUACUGCGAGUCACUGUGUGCAGGAUGAAGACACCGACCCGGACUGUGCUAAGCAGAAAAUACCUCCUAAGUGAUUGAGAUAUGACUUCUCCUUCGCCAUUUGUAUGCUCACAUCAACUAUUUCGAUUCUCUGAAGCUACUUAUCCCUGACCAAGAGAGGAGGACAGUGAGAAGAGAAGAUUUAAAGGAAGACAGUUCGCCCAAGUAAUUAGAGCAGAAAAGUGCACCAUGCAGUCAGACGACCUCUUCAUCCGAAAGUUCCGCCGACAGAGCCCACGUCCGACUCCGGUCUUUGAGCCCAAGCAUGUGGUGGUGGCAGAAUGGCCGCCCCGGAGGGAUGGUGAGGGAGCAGAGGUUGAGAGUGUGACAACACCCAGUAGGGCAGGGCUUAAUCAGCGCGCAGUUGCUCGUGGCCACAUCAUGCAGCGCAGCAACAGUGAUGUCACUCUGGGAGAUCUGGACUCAGCGGCAAAGGCAGGAGCAAAAGCAGUCAGGUCAGCAAGCGAAAAGGCCGGACAGGUGGGACAAGGCGAGUCUAGUAUAGUCCUCCACCGGGAAUAUGGGAGUCUCUCCUCAUUAGAAAAGCAGAGCCAACCUCCAGAGCCCUGCAUGGACGAGCAGACCAUUCUCAGUCCCAACGCUCUUCGCUUUAAAGAUCCGUUCUUGUUACUCGGGCUCCAGGAUACACCGCCUGAGCCAGACGGCUUUUUCCGUGCACUAGAAGUCCAAAAACCAGCCAAGCCCCCUAAACCUGAAGCUCUAAACAAGAAAUCAAAGCCAUCACCCAUUCAGCUUACUUGUGCACCAUGCGAUCAGACAGUUGGAGGUGCAUGGGUGCGCAACUUUGCCCAUUAUGAUGUGCAGAGCAUCCUGUUUGACUUGGGUGAAGCAGCCACUAGCCGAGACAGCGUAGGCCGCAAGAAGAACAUCACCUCAGGGGCAUCAGCUGCCUCGCAACUCCGGCCUCUUUCCCAGGCCCCUCCUGCCUCACCCUCUCAGAGUCUGGCCAGUGGGACUGUAGGGACAGCUUGCAAAGAGGAACCAGAACCAUGCCUUCUGGACGAAGGAGACGGCAACGACAAUGAUUUGCUUCUCAGCUGCCCACACUUUAGAAACGAGAUGGGGGGAGAAGAGAGGGCUGGACUUGGAAAAACCCAGUGCGGUAGCGGGCGAUGGAGGAGUCUCCAGAGCCCCAAUGAUGCUGUGUCUGUAUUGGAGGAACCCAGAGAAAGCCAUGUGCAGCAGCAGGGAAAGAGCAACUACUUCAUCGAGCAUGCAGACCUGGGGGCACGCUACUACCAGAAGUAUUUCUACAUGAAAGACCAUCAGAAUUUCUUCGGCACGGACGAGCGACUCGGGCCGGUGGCUAUCAGUUUCCGGCGUGAGGAGAAAGAAGGCUCGAGUGGCGCUCAGUAUAUGUUUAGAAUCAUAUUCAGGACCACAGAGCUUAAGACCCUUCGUGGCUCCAUUCUGGAAGAGUCUGUACCAUGUGCAACACGGCACACAACUCCAAGAGGGCUUUCCCCCAAGAGACUUCUGGAGUUCAUCCUCCCAGAUCUCAACUUGCACUGUCUGAGGCUUGCUUCUCCAUCUCCCAAAGUUCGUGACACGCUGCUCAAACUGGAUGAGCAAGGGCUGAAUUUCCAGCGAAAGGUUGGGGUGAUGUACUGCCGUGCAGAACAGAGUACAGAGGAAGACAUGUAUAAUAACGAGAGUGCCGGUCCGGCGUUCGACGAGUUCCUGGACCUGCUGGGAGACAGAGUGAGACUGAAGGGCUGGGAGAAAUACAGAGCACAGCUCGAUACCAAGACGGAUUCCACCGGGACACACUCUCUAUACACACGGUAUCAAGAUUACGAGAUCAUGUUCCAUAUUUCCACCAUGCUCCCAUACACAUCCAACAACACACAACAGCUAUUGAGGAAAAGACAUAUAGGGAACGAUAUUGUGACGAUAGUCUUCCAGGAGCCGGGGGCCAUGCCGUUCACCCCCAAAACCAUCCGCUCUCACUUCCAGCACGUGUUCAUAAUCGUCCAAGUGCACGAGCCUUGCACGGAAAACACCUACUAUCGCGUUGCUGUUACUCGCUCCAAGGACAUCCCUCUUUUUGGCCCACUUUUCCCCAAAGGUGCUCGCUUUCCACGCUCGCAAGCUUUCCGUGACUUCCUGCUCGCCAAGGCUAUAAACGCUGAAAACGCAGCUGAGAAAUCGGAGAAGUUCCGAUCGAUGGCCACACGCACACGUCAGGAAUAUCUAAAGGACCUAGCAGAGAACAAUGCCACCACCACACCUAUUGAUUCAUCCACCAAGUUUCCCCUGCUCUCCCUGGGAGGCAAACGCAAAGAUAAGUUCAAGGCUGCUAAAGGAGCAGAGCUACACAGUGCCGGCGCUCUGGUAUGGCCCGUCUGCGCCAGCAAGGAUGACGACGGGCCCAAAUUGGCCUGUCUGCUGGGCAUCUCGGCCGAAUUUGUGGUGCUGAUUGAACGCUGCAGCAAGCUGGUCAUCUUUAACUGCUCGUGCCGUGAUGUGAUCGGGUGGAAGGCAGUGACCGUGCCUGGCAUCAAGGGUGGGCCUUGUCUGGAUAUCUUUUACGAGAGGGGCGAAGCUGUCUCGAUUACAGUGUCAGAGAGCCAGACGGAGGAUAUUAAAGAGGUGGUGCAGAGGCUUGAGCUGGUGACAAGAGGAUGCGAGGCACGUGAAGUCACCCCUCUGAGGGACAACACGGGUCAGCCGGGCUUCAUAAUGAGCGCAGAGGGCUUCGUGACGGAUCUGCAGCGCUUCUGUUACGCCGAGAGCGGAGGCCUACAGCUGAGCGCACGUAUAGUGAGACUCUGCGGACACACGCUGGUCCACCUCAGCCAAGAAGAGAGAACGAGGUUGCUGCGUACGGCCCCCAAAAUUCACAUCACCGUCAUCCCACCCGACGAGAACGGCAAACCUCGCAGAAGCUUUUCUGAACUCUAUCAGAAGUCCAUCCAAGAUGCAGAAAGCAAGUCUGGCGAGGGCCACUCGGGCGAGGCCUGGAUCCUGGACGAGCGAGAGGGAGACGAGGACGAGGACGAGGGUGAAGAGGAGGAGAGAGAGGGGGAAAGGGAGCAGGGCGAAGGGGAGGAGUCAGACAGCGUGACCCAAUCAGAUAUGAGGGAGGAAGAUGAGAGUAGAACUCCAGACAUCAGUGGCUUGCUUUCUCCACCCAGCUUGCCUCUCCUAAGAGCUACUUCACUGCAAGACAAUCCCCCAUCACAGGCGCUGGAAAUCACUCCCUCAUCUCUCACACGCAGCUACUCAUUCGAUAGAACCCUGCCCUGUCAGGACAUCUGUGAUGGGCAUGUGUACGAUAACGUUGGGGUGAAGGUGAACAGGCAUAUCUACGAGAAUCCCGAAGAGCUGAGCGACGUCACCCCUGACCUCAUACUGGCUGUCAAACCAAAGGUUCCUCUCCUUGAAGAUGGACAGGUUGGAGUUGGAAUAGAUGUGCUGGGCGAGGAGAGACCAUCGGGCAGUGAGGCACCUCUUCACUCAGCACGUAUAGAGAGGAACUCCAGAGCGGAGAGAAACUCCAGAGCAAUGAGUAUCCAUAACUCCAUCACAAAGAUUCUUUCAGAAACUGAAAGAGAUUCAUCAGAGGAGGAAUGGCAGUCUAUUUCUGACCUCGCCACAGCCUGCAGGAAUAUUCUCGAAGCCCUAUCGCGAGAAGAUCGUAAGGCCGGUGACGGCACUCAGGCAGGAGCCGACACACUGACGCAGACAGACGCCAAGUUUAAAGAUAUUAAAGACAGUGACUCACCCAGUCACCUGGAGGAGAAGGUGUCCCAGUUGGAGGCCAUGCUGAAACGAUUACAGGAUGACCUCCAAAAGGAGAAAGAGGACAAAGCCAUGCUGCAGGCAGAGGUGCAGAGUCUGAGACAGAACAACCAGCGGCUGCAGGAGGAGUCGCAGAGCACCGUGGCGCGCCUCAUCAAAGUCACCGAGCUCCUGUGCAAUGUCAACAAACCCUGCUAGUAGAACGGGCCAGCGAGAUACACACAGACCAAUGAAGAUCAGCAACAAAUGCUAGCAAGAAGCAUUGAGCAAAGCAAUCCAGACAGACCUGCGAGACCCAGAGCCCAAGCCUAGACUCAUAUAAACCACUGAGAAAUGACAUUAAUGUUAGCAAGACAUGUUAGCAAUGUAAUCUAGACAGAGCAGCAAGACCCAGACCUCAGACACUCAAUCAUAUAAACCACUAAAGAAUGACACAAACGUUAGCCAAUUUUACCAAGCUAGCACACUGAGUCAUCCAGUGCAUCCUGAAGGAUAGACAUAGAUUCAAAUUUUUGGAGAAUGUUAGCAUAGUAGCAGUGUAGACCAUCUUUAAGAACACACCAAACCACGUACCUCUGUCUAAGCCUAUAUUAAGUGUAAAAACAAUCAACGAAGACUAGCAUCCUGUAUAGUUAACCAUUGCUUUUAUCAAUUAUUUCUCUGCCGAAAUUAGUGUGGUGCAGCCUUACAUGUUCAUCAGGCGUUACAUAUCCAGCUAGUUUCAGGAACAAGCAGUCUGGUGUUGUUGAAAGUGAGAAAGUCGGUGACGUUACUGUAAGCAACAGCAGAGCACAAUCUUAACUGCAUGAUACCUGUUGAAAAGGCCAGACCCCAUAGUUUUAAUAUUCUAACCUGAAAUGCUAACAUUUCUAACUCUGAAUAAAAGUUAGUAGUCUAAUUAGCAUGAUGAGCCAGUAGCAGCUUUCAUUCAUUGUUGGAGAAGUUAGCAUUUUACGCAAUGGGCUUUUUUUUAAUCACAUAACUAACCGUCUGACUUCAGGGUUUUUUUUUUGGCACCAAGAUAAUCUCCCAGCUCAAUUAAACACGCCAACAUCACCCUCACUCUCAGUAUAAGGAACAUUCGUGUUCACCAAGUUUGAAAAUCUUUAGGCAUUAUAUUGUGUAUGAUAUUUGAUUAAGCGUGUGUCUGCGGUUAUGGUGACUAUUAGUAAUCUUGUAAGCCUUAUUUUCAUACAACAAUUGGAAAAAGUGUUUGCAUCAACAAUCUCAGAUGUGUGUAGUUAUUCCAGAAGGCCAAGGCAGUUCGGUACAGACGAAUUUAGAUAAGUUUGAGCGCUGACUUUGUUUGGUUUUAUUCAUAUACUAUACACACAGACAUUGCAGUAAUAAGGAAUACUGACCAGGGUGAAUUAUUUUUUCUGGGCAGAAACGUAACCUGGCACCUUUUUUCUUUUAAAUUAAUGUAAUUUGAUGACUAAUGCUAAACGAAGAGGUGGAAAUGAUUUUUAGAACAGGAAGAAAACUGAAGCUCCAUCUGCUGGACAUGUCGGGAACUGCAUUACACCGUAACACUGGAAUGUGGUGCUUGACCGCAAACAGGAACUUUGACUUGAAAUAGAUUGGAUUCCUGCAUCUAAUUAUAAGACUGAGCCAUUUUUUAUGACGUUGAAAAUGUCACUGUAUUCAAAGACAUUUGUUAAAAAAGGUAGAAGAAGAAGAAGAAGAAAACAAAAAACAGUGAUUCACCAAGUGACUGCUGGCUGCAGAAGGAAACACCUCCACUCCUGUGUGUGCUGAGAACUGGGACGUGUAUGUAUUUAACACUUCUCUUCAUCCACCUCUUACCUCGUGAAGAUCCAGUUAAUGGUGACUUCACAGUGUGGCUUUAGAACAAUGUGUGUGUGUGUGUGUGUGUGUGUGUGUGUGUGUGUGUGUGUGUGUGUGUGUGUGUGUGUGUCUGUGUGUGUGUGUGUGUGUGUGAGAUGUUGACUGGAAAAUCAGCACCGUCAUUGAAGGUAUCGGUCUAAAUUCAUCACACUUGGAAUAAACUCUCAAGCCACACACACACACACACACACACACACACACACACACACACACACACACACACACACACACACACACACACAGAGCCAGAACCUGGCCAAUACUACUGUAUGUUGUACAUAGUCUUUUAUCUUCCUCUUGUAAUUUUUGAGUUGAUUUUAGCGUCACUGUGAUAAGCCGGUACCAGCAGAUUGAUAUUUCUGAAGAUUAAAUGAUAUCUUUAUGUCUAUGUGAUGUACAGCCAAAAUGUUUCAGUCUUACUUCCCUCUGAAACGUUCAGCACUUCAGCAUCCUCAAGCUAAAUCUGGCCAACCGUGAUCAGUGCGAUUAAAAAAAAAAACAAUCAAACAAACAAACAAAUAAAUAAAUACACAACGGGUUUAAAACGCCACUCAUCUCA
Messenger RNA from Tachysurus fulvidraco (yellow catfish), 6876 nucleotides. Its product is annotated as signal-induced proliferation-associated 1-like protein 2. Gene Ontology annotation, cellular component: Golgi apparatus; cytoplasm; plasma membrane. The record is from RefSeq and is a predicted model, not a curated record. Bases 894 to 4667 code for a protein of 1257 amino acids. The transcript has 16 exons. Gene Ontology annotation, biological process: activation of GTPase activity; epithelial cell morphogenesis; establishment of epithelial cell polarity. Gene Ontology annotation, molecular function: protein binding; GTPase activator activity. NCBI's taxonomy places the organism in Eukaryota, Metazoa, Chordata, Actinopteri, Siluriformes, Bagridae.